ACUAGAUUGAGAGGUGUCUUUGCUUGGAUUCAGAAUAAUUCAGAUGACUAAUCCGAGUUAGGAAGAUGGUUGUUUUAUGCUGUGCUCCGCAUGUUUUACAUGUCAGUCUUGUGUGGGAUUCCGAUUGAGUUAAAUUUGAUAAACUGUAUUAUUGCAGCAUACGUACCAGCAAGUGUAUGAAGGCUGUCUUUUGACUGCCAAGUGAAGUACAGUAUCAAUUCAAUUCAUUAUUGAACAUACAUGUAUGGACAGUGUACCUGUUUUUACAAGUGUUUUCAGGCUCUGGAGACUACAUUGACAUGCUACACGUAUUUCUGUUGGGAGUGUUCUCAAGUGUGAUCUGGUUUUCAAGCAGUUAGACUUUAUGGAGGAGGGAGCUGUAAAUAAAUCACUUCUCAGAGUAAAGUAUACCAAAUAUCCAGGGCAUCAACUGCUGAACUAGCUGGCAUGUGUGGGCCGAGAUGCUUUACAAUUAAGUGAUAUAGAAGCUUACACGUACAACUUUCAUCACUGAGUGGACAGAGCACUGUACAUAGACAUCAGUCUGGUAUGAAAUGCUUUAAAGCCUUUGCCCACUGCCAAUAGAGGGCAGUGUUGUUUAAUAUGACUCAUGAUGUCAUAGUACUUCAGGGGACACAUGUUUAACCAGAGUAGAGUACACCUCCUGUGUAUUGAACAAUGAACGAUGAACAUGUUUGUCAUGCUAAGGACACUGUAAAGAUUGUUUUGGAGUUGGUUUUAUACUUUUUAAUUCAAAUGUGUUAGAAUACCCUGAUUGAUUACAUCUACUUGGAGCUGGACCUACCUACCUACCUGUACAAGUAUAUAAAUAUGAUCUUCAAUGGACAUUUGUUUGAUACUGGAUAUGAAACUUCAUGAGGAACACAAUGGGACAAUGCAACCUUCCUAACAUGCAAUGAUGUAAAAGUUAGCAAAAAAAACCCUGAAACAUGAGAAGUUAGGAUAACUUAGUUUACUACAGCCUGAUGCAGUGUAUGUCUGUUGGCAUUUUCCUCUUGAGAAAGUAAAUUUAAAAUGACAGUGAUUUGCUAUGGAUAUGAUGUGGGUGUCAGAUGUGCUGGGUGCAAUAAUAGGGAUAGAUGAUGAAGAUGAUUCUACAUUCACUGUAACAGUGGACCAGAAGACAUUUCACUUUCAGGCCCAGAGUGCAGAGGAGAGGGAGCAGUGGGUGACAGCAUUAGAAGAAACGGUCUUGAGACACAAGCAAGCGCCAAAGUACGGAUUGCCCCUCCCCCGCACCACCCCCUCCGUUCGAGACUUUGAACGGAAACUCUUUGAGGCAGACGCCUACCUCCAGAUCCUGAUCACACAGGUGGAGAGCCUAGAGGACCGAAUCAAUAAGAUGCAGAAUGCUCAAGAAAGGACACACCAUGAAAAGCUACAAGAAAAUGGGAAGGCAAUGAUUGAAUCGGUGAAGCAGGCAAUUGUUCUACUUCAAGUAGCAAAGAAUACAUUGAAUCCUGUCAAUGGUUUUCUUCAGCCAGAGAUGUUGUUGGAUGAUGAUAAUACUACCACUGCCAAUGUGCCUUCACAACACAAAAAAGGUAGUCCGGAUGCGAGCAUAGACUCAGCUGAAGAGGUGCUAGAAGCUCACAUGUCCCCCCACCUUCUCCUGCAUAGUGCCACCAUGGCUGCCCCUGUGUCACCCAUGUCUUCUGCACCUCUCUCUAUGAUACGCCACCCUCGGCAGGACAUCCCUGUCCUCUCAUACUCAAGCUCAGAUGAAGAUGAUUUCUUUGAUGCAGAUGAGUAUCAGGAGGGUGAAGAAAAUGACAAAGUAUUCCAUAGAAACCCAGAGAAGGUUGAGGAGAGAUUGAUGCAAAACAGAGCAAGGCAAGAUAGCUGUCCUGAAGAUGAAGAUUCUAUUGACUUACAGAAGCAUGGUAGCAUCAUCACACAUCUUCUUUCUCAAGUCCGGCUUGGAAUGGAUCUCACCAAAGUUGUUCUUCCUACCUUCAUCUUAGAGACAAGGUCGUUACUGGAGAUGUAUGCGGACUUCUUUGCACAUCCAGAACUGUUUGCAGAUAUCUCAGACAUUGACAACCCCCGGGAGAGAAUGGUCCAGGUUGUGCGGUGGUACCUCUCUGCCUUCCAUGCCGGUAGGCAAAGCUCUGUCGCCAAGAAACCAUACAACCCUAUCUUAGGGGAGACCUUUCAGUGUUACUGGGAUCUCAAAGGUGAUAGUCCAGCCGAAUCAGUCAAGAAUGAAGUGCCAGAAGGUCCAGUACCGUGGGCGGGAUCAGACCAAGUGUCCUUCAUGGCUGAGCAAGUAUCCCAUCAUCCACCAAUUUCUGCCUUCUAUGCUGAGUGUCCUGACAAACAAAUGUCCAUCAGUGGUCAUAUAUGGACCAAGUCCAAGUUUCUAGGCUUGUCAAUAGGUGUUGAGAUGGUUGGCCAAGCAUGUUGCUCAGACCUGAAGCAUGAGGAGGAGUAUAUCAUGACAUUCCCUAAUGGCUAUGGUCGCUCCAUCCUUACGAUACCAUGGUUUGAGCUUGGGGGCAAGUGUAACAUCAACUGCGCCAAGACAGGCUACUCUGCGCUGGUCUCGUUUCAAACCAAGCCUUUCUACGGUGGCAAGAAGCAUCGUGUUGUUGCAGAAAUAAAGCAUGUAUCAGAUUACAAGCCUUUCGUCACAGUGGAAGGGGAGUGGAAUGGUGUAAUGACUACCAAAGGAGCGUCAGGGGAACCUAUUGUGUUUGUGGAUACCAAAGAGAUGAAGGUGAACAGAAAAAGAGUGCGACCUGUUGACAAUCAAGAUCCUUAUGAAUCAAGAAAACUGUGGAAAGAUGUAACAAGCAAUCUCAAGACACAGGAAAUUGAAGCAGCUACAGAUGCCAAGCAUUUCUUGGAAGAAAGGCAGAGAAGAGAGGCUAAGGAGAGAUUAGCAGAAGGAACCAAGUGGGAUACCAAAUUUUUCCAUGAAGAUGGUGAAUGUUGGAUCUAUGACAAUCCGCUCUUGAAGAGAGUUCAGGCCCAAAAAGCCAGGAGUGCAAAGAACGCCACCCCGUCCCCUCAGCACACCCCUACCACCAAGGGUAAGCUAAGCAACCAUCAGAAUGGUAUCGAUACAGCAUCAACGGGUCAUUCUAGCCCCUCCUUGGCCCCUUCCCAGGUCUCUGCCACCGCUUCCAGCCCUCAGAAAGCAGCUUCUCAGGAAACCCAGGAUCUAUUACAAUGAAAGCUUCAAGUUUUUUUAAUGAUGGGUCAACUUUGAACUAUAGACAUUUUACCUCCCUCAAGUGAUAUGAGGAUACCCUUGUAAGAAUAAUGGAAUGGUCUGCUUGAUGCAUCGUCCUUUUCACUAAGAUCAGUCCCAUUUAAAGCGAAGGGGGUUUCAGUGGUUGCAAUAUGCAUGGCUGUUAUCACCAUCAUCCUCCUCUCUUGAAAUGCAAGACGGAUGAUCUGGAUUGUUACUCAUGGGACGGACCUAUGGUAUUAAUGCAAGACGGAUGAUCUGGAUUGUUACUCAUGGGACGGACCUAUGGUAUUAAUGCAAGACGGAUGAUCUGGAUUGUUACUCAUGGGACCUAUGGUAUUGUGUCAAUAUCAAAGGAGCGCAUAAUAUGAACUUAUCACGAGAGUCAUUAAUAUGUAUUGCUUUAUAAGGUUUGUUUAUAUGUACGUACAGUGUAGUAUGUACAUGUCCCUCUGGUAUGACAGUGUGAGGUACUUUAGACUGUACCAUUUGAAGAGGGGUAUCCCGGAGCCGAAAUGGCAGGAUUGUCUUUGACGUACUUGUAAUUCACCCCUCUAAAGAUAAAGGAACAGUCCUGGUAACAUGUAUGCAAUAGUUAUGCUAGGUCAUGGACAAAUCUUAUAGUUAAUGUAUGAUAAAACUUGCGGAUACAUUACUCUGGGUAGCCAUAAGAUUGAAUCUUCUUAAUUAAUACACUAUUCAUUUCGAUACUUUGUAAGUAAAUCUGGUAUCCUAAUUGAUAUAAUGAUAAAUGAUGCAAGUUUUGUAAUGGUUGUUAGGUACUGUGAGAGUUAUUGUUUCAGUUUUAUAUUAUUUUAUUGUGAUCAGGUAAGUAUAUUCUGACUUGUCACAGUAAGUAUCAAUGCAUUCCGUUUCUCUGUUUUUAGCAGUCAAACUCUGUUACAUGUAAGUGUAGUGGCCUUAAGAACUUCAGUCAUUUUAUAUAUUACAGCAGUAUAAAUGAAACAUAUCAAUAUUGUAAAGUUGUACAGAUGAAAGAUAAUAUAUAUAUAUGAAAUUGCCAUGACAUGCUGGAACUUUAAAUUCUCUUGAAAGAAAGUCUUAUCUUCUGGUUCCAGAAAGGCCAUGUAGUUUUGUAUAUGUUUAUUUUGAUUUCAUAUCUGUCGUUCAUUCUCUCCAUUCUCAAUUUUAUUUUAACAACAUCAUUUGUGUUGUUGUAAGAUAAUAUGUGUUUUAUUUGUGCCGAAUAAUGAUGAUAAUAAUGAUGAUAAAGACGGUCAUUUAGGUUUGCUAACAAAUUUUUACCACUAGCGCUUAUAGAAUUACAGAAUGUGAAGAGAAACAUGAAAUACAUAGACUCGUAAAAAUAGGUAAAUUACAGUAAGUUACUGGGAAGAAGUAGGGUUUAAAGUACCGGUAGACAUUGUAAGAAAGUCACAAAUAUGACAAAUAAUGUAUCACUAGAAAACCAGGAAGCUUACAGAUGACAGUGGUAUCAAACUUUGAAAUUAACUGUGAAUAAUUAAACAAAUUAACACAAAUAAAAGUACCUCUCAGGAUCUGGGAUAUACACGUGCACCGCCAGAAAAUUUAGGAAUGUGUGGAUGACGUCAAAUUGGGGUCUAAUCCUACAUAAGCAGAUCAUAUCCUUUGAAGGUACUAUGUCCCAUUU
Molecule: messenger RNA, 4850 nt
Organism: Strongylocentrotus purpuratus (purple sea urchin)
Lineage: Eukaryota; Metazoa; Echinodermata; Echinoidea; Camarodonta; Strongylocentrotidae
Gene: osbpl9
Product: oxysterol-binding protein-related protein 9
Exons: 17
Coding region: 1052-3199 (715 amino acids)
Cellular component (GO): intracellular membrane-bounded organelle; cytosol; membrane
Molecular function (GO): sterol binding
Source: RefSeq, a predicted model, not a curated record